AUGCUCCGUGCCAAGCCGUUCGUACUCGGCCUCGGGUGCCUCGCGCUCUUCGUCAUCGUCUUCAACACGCUCUCCGUCGUGCACUUGGCCCACCUCGAGCGCACGUUGCGGCAAGGGGGUAUGCCCCCCCGCUACACCCCGCGCAAACUUCAUUUUUUGACGCUCGCUGACGACACCCGGCCCGAAAUCUGCCUCGUAGCCGCCGCCGUGCACGCGACGGGCCAUCAGCUGCAGGUGCUGGCGUGGAAUCACUCGACGAAUUUCUUCGACAACACGUCGUGCGGGGCCCAGUGCGGGGCCAAUACCGCCAACGACUUUCGCGUCGGACAGCAAAAGAAGACCCACUGGCUGCACCACUACCUCGCGUCGCACCCGGAUUUGCACGACGACGACCUGCUUUUGUACACGGACGCCUAUGACGUGGUCGUACAAAUGCCAUUGGAUGUGCUCACGCAGCGCUUCUUACGCCAAACCCGCGGGCAGCGCGGUAUCCUCUUCAACGCCGAGCCCACCUGCGGCGACUCGUUCACGCUUGGCGGCGACUACGGCGACCAGCUGCGCGCCGCGUCCUUUGACCAUGGCACGGGCCCGAAUUUGUUUCUUGGCUCGGGGGGCAUCCUCGGCGAUGUUGCUAGCGUCCGCGCGUACCUCCGCCGCGUCAAGCAAGUGCACAAGGCACAGCAAGACGCCUACGACGCUGGGACAAGUCCCUUCUUCUUUUACGGCGACCAAAUUUCCUUUCAGCUCGCGUACGUGCAAUUUCCCGAGCUCAACGCGCAGGUUGACCGCGACGGUGACAUCUUCUUUGUCGUGUCGUCGGGCGUUGGACACGGGACGUUUGAGCACCUCACGCCCAACAGCGGGUGCUCGUCGGCGUACUAUGUCAACGGCAGCGGCAGCCUCUUGACGUGGAGUGGGUCAGCGCCGGUCUUUUUUCAUUUUCCUGGCGGCUUCAAGUUUAUGUACGCGUCCUGCGCGCGGGCUGUCACGGCGCACUUGGUGCACACCGCCAAGCAGCCACCGGUCAUGUACGACGUCGACCGUCAACGGCCCAUUGCAAUUGCGUCCAUCUGCCCCGAAUAUGCACCUAGCCCAUAG
Saprolegnia parasitica CBS 223.65 is the source of this 1098-nucleotide messenger RNA. RefSeq lists its product as hypothetical. The transcript has 2 exons. The coding region runs from base 1 to 1098 and encodes 365 amino acids. NCBI's taxonomy places the organism in Eukaryota, Oomycota, Saprolegniomycetes, Saprolegniales, Saprolegniaceae. The record is from RefSeq and is a predicted model, not a curated record.